This is a messenger RNA of Talaromyces stipitatus ATCC 10500, 894 nucleotides long. RefSeq names its product fumarylacetoacetate hydrolase family protein. The record is from RefSeq and is a predicted model, not a curated record. The transcript is spliced from 4 exons. Bases 1 to 894 code for a protein of 297 amino acids. NCBI's taxonomy places the organism in Eukaryota, Fungi, Ascomycota, Eurotiomycetes, Eurotiales, Trichocomaceae. Gene Ontology annotation, molecular function: catalytic activity.
AUGAGACUACCUUGGAAACGACUUAUACGCUUCGAGGCCGUUGAUGGUCGCAUUCUUCGCGGUGAACCCAUACUCCCUAGCGAGAAGGAAAUCGAUUUGGGCUUUGUUACCGCAGCCGACAAACUCCAAGUGAGAGUAUUAUCUGGAGACGAUAUCUAUGAUACCACUGGAAAGACUCGCUUCACAGAAGAGGUUGCUCAGGUCGAGCGGGUUCUUGGACCGCUUACUCCAAGUGAAACACCCAUUCUACGAUGCGUCGGGCUAAAUUACUCAAAACAUAUUAAAGAAGCAGGUCGAAAGCCUCCUCCGUUCCCAUUUAUCUUCUUCAAACCAAACACCACAUUAAACGACCAUGGUGCGCCAGUGGUGAUUCCGAAAAUUGCGCAAAAUGAACAAGCUGAUUACGAAGGGGAGCUGUGUAUCGUGAUCGGAAAAGACGCCAAAGACGUGACGGUUGAAGAUGCCCUGGAUUAUGUAGCUGCUUACACAGUUGGGAACGAUAUCUCGUCACGGAAGCUCCAGAGAGAUCCGGCCUAUGCUGGUGGCGUUCCGCAGUGGGGAUUCUCCAAGGGGUUUGAUACAUUUGCGCCUCUUGGUCCUGUUUUGGUUGCGGCAUCAGAAAUACCAGACCCAUCCAGGCUUCACUUGAAGACAGUCAUUGAUGGUGAAGUGCGACAGGACGAACACGUCUCAGAUCUGCUAUUCGACUGCAAGUAUCUCAUCUCAUACCUCUCACAAGGAACAACAUUGCAAAAAGGGAGUGUUAUCAUGACAGGCACCCCUGGAGGCGUCGGUGCUGGUUUGAAUCCUCCCAAAUAUUUAGUCCCAGGUACGCAGAUGGAUGUUUUCAUCUCCGAGAUCGGGACUUUGAGGAACAAUGUAGUGUUUGCAUGA